AUACCACCACUUGGCUUCUUGGCAUUGCUUUUUUGUUUUUGGGCCGUGAAAAGUGUGUACUCAUUUCCAAGCUUUCGAGUCAGAAGUCUUAUGUUGUCAUAACCCAAAAUUCUUUGAAGCAGAAGCUCGACACCAAAUACAACCCAUUUCACGCCUGAAAGAUAACCCAGCCCACCCCAAAUCCCUGCUUCUUUUCCCUUCCCCCCGUCUAGUGCCCCAGUCCUCGACUCUCUCCCUCCCUCCUCCUCUCUCUGCGUUUGCUCCUCCUAAAUCCCUACUUCUUUUCCCCUUCCCCAGUCCAGCACCCCAGCCCUCGAAUCUCUACCUCUGCGUUCACUCCUCUCCACCGCCGUAAUCCUUUUUCUUUGCCGUUGAUCACCCCAGUAAGUUCCCAUUCCUCUCUCUCUCUCUCCCUUUGACUCUCCCCCCAUCUUAGGGUUGUUCUCUGCUCCACUGCGCUGCACCACGACCAAUUGAAUUCUGCAUGUAAGCUUGGGCAGCUUAUAUGACGUCCACGGUCAAGAUUGGAUUCCCCAUGUAAUUCUAAAUUGGAUUUCCGCCUUGCACUUUCCCUCCCACUAGUAAUUCUAAAUUGAAUUUCGCAUGGAUUGAUGACCGCAUUACAUUAUUCUUCCUAUCGGCCCAGCGAUUGUUUCCUUUCCUCUACCAACUAGGGUUAGGUUUUCUGCAAAGCAAUUUUCCGAUCCGAAGCCGUGAGAGGAUUCUAAAUUGACGUAUUUGCUCCAUUUUGUGUUGGAUCUCUACCUUUGUAUACACAGUUGCAUUGCUUCAUCCAUCAAUUCGGUGAGUUCUCUUUUUCCCUCCUUUAGAACAUUGGCAAUGGCCUACAUUUGCCAAUGCAAGUCUAAAUUAAAAGCAAAUGUGAGAAAAAACAUAUGCAUUGGCUUAGCUAAACCUCUCAAAUUUGAGAUUUAUGCUAUAGUGUUUGUUAGCUCCUCUCCAAGAUUGGCGAAGUCUGUUCUGGAAUCAAAAGCAUAUUUUAUUAUUUCUCUUCCUCCAGUUAACUCUUUUAUUCUUUUUCAUCAUCUUGAAACUUUCCCAUUUUCUCUCUCUUCUUUCUUUCUCCAGAAACCAUUUUCUCUUCUUCGACCUAGCCAAUCCGCAUUUUCUCCGUCGUUCUUUUCUUCUUCAACCCGCAAGGCCCAUUCUCUCUGUCUUGCUUUUUUUCAGCCCCAUUCUCACAUACCUGCCUUGCUCUUCUUUAACCCGCAAGCAUCCUCUUUUCCCCAGUGGUCAUCUUUGAUGUCAUCGUCUAGUUUUUCUCAACCAUAAGUCUCUCUUUCUUGCUCUUCUCUCCCUCUAGUAUGUGCAUUCGAUGUGUCGUCAUCUUCCUUGCUCUUCUCUCCCGCUUCUUUGAUUCUCAUUUUCUGGUUUAUCGAGUAAUUAAAUCGCCAUGUGUUUUGCAAUUCUAAUGUUGAACACUGGUCUCGUUCUCGAUUAUCACAGGCAAAUCGAUUCUCCAUUUGUUGUCUCCAACACAGAAGACUUAGGUUUCUAGUCCUCCUCUCAACCAUUACACUUUGAGUUAUCCUCCUAUUUUUCUUGCCAUUUGCAACCUAAUAGAGCAGAUGGAUCUUGAGACGGAGAACAGAAUAGCUGCAAUGCUUAUGAAAGAAGCAGCAGAAUUGCGGCGACAAGCAGAGAAGGAAGGUGUGCAAGCCUAUCUUAAACAACCCAAUUCACGGUUUCGGCCCAAUUCACGGUUUCUAAGUGCAACUGUUCUUGGAGUACAAGAAGCAAAUCGAUCUGUGGAAGUGAAUGAGAUGUUGCGAGCCCGACAAAAAGAGCUAGAGCUGGAUGAUAGAUGUAAAGGCAAAUUUAGAAAUGGAAGCAGUAAUAGCAGCAGCUGUAUUGACAAUCACGGCGUAACCAAAAGUAAGAGUUCUCUUGUGAAUGUUAACAAUGCAAGUGCUUCAUGUUCAUCAAGUGAAAGAGUAUAUGAGAGUGGCUCUUCGAGGGAAGAUGAAGAACUUGAGGAGUUUCUACACUCAAGGGCCAAACGUGGCAGAGGUGGUGUUGGCCCAAGGAUGGAUGAAACGGAUCUGUACCUUCCACCUUCUUUGGACUCCAUUGAAGAUCGGUCAACGAGCGCUGAUGUAUGGAGACGCCAUGUUGUCUAUGGUCCUGAGGAACCUUCUACACUGAAGUCACAUGAUUCUUCAGAAGAGGAGACUAGCGAGGAAAAGCGGAAGAAGUCAAAAAAGCUUCCCUCAGGGAGCUCCGACAAACAACACUCAAGGAAGCAUCCAAAGAUAAUUCUAAGGAUAAGAAAAAGAAGAGAAACGAGGAGAAAAGAAAUAAGGAAAAAUAUAGUUGCAAGCACAAUUAUGUAUUAAUCUGUGUAUCAAUAUAAUGUGAUUGAUCAAAAAGUAGAUUUUAUUAAAAAUAGUGUUAAUUUAAAUUUUAAGUAUGAAUAAAUCAGUAUUGGUACACAGAUUAAUACGCAACUGUACUUGUAUGUAAUAAAACUCAAGAAAUAAACAUCGCAAGUAAUGGUUAUUUUCUAAACUGGCUGGUUUCCCACAGAGUUAACAAGUCAUUGUACGUCAAUAUGAAUGAAAAAUCCUUAUAUACGGGCAUAGAAAAGUAUUGAAUAUUACUUUUGUAUCA
This is a messenger RNA of Carya illinoinensis, 2631 nucleotides long. RefSeq lists its product as uncharacterized. Bases 1590 to 2357 code for a protein of 255 amino acids. The record is from RefSeq and is a predicted model, not a curated record. The transcript has 4 exons. Lineage: Eukaryota; Viridiplantae; Streptophyta; Magnoliopsida; Fagales; Juglandaceae.